AUGCCUUUAACUGCCAUAUUGUCAGAAAAAAAAAUAGAAGAAAAGUACAGUCAUAUUUGGGAUAUAAGACGUAUAGAUUAUGCUAUUAAUUUAAUGAAAGAUGAACUAUCCCAAGCUCCUAUUCUUGAAGCAAAAUUAGCUACUCUAGCUGAUUGUUUUGUUCAAAUGAUUAAAUUGGCAGUUAUUACGUUUCAACUUCCUUCUUCAAAUCUUGACAAGUCUGAAGUAAUUCAAGUUUUUAAUUAUCAUUAUCUUGAAUUACAACAUUCUACUUAUCUUUUUAUGUUAGUUUGA
This is a messenger RNA of Rhizophagus irregularis DAOM 181602=DAOM 197198, 294 nucleotides long. NCBI's taxonomy places the organism in Eukaryota, Fungi, Glomeromycota, Glomeromycetes, Glomerales, Glomeraceae. The record is from RefSeq and is a predicted model, not a curated record.